This is a messenger RNA of Sinocyclocheilus grahami, 567 nucleotides long. RefSeq names its product tyrosine-protein phosphatase non-receptor type 23-like. Gene Ontology annotation, cellular component: endosome. The transcript is spliced from 5 exons. Lineage: Eukaryota; Metazoa; Chordata; Actinopteri; Cypriniformes; Cyprinidae. The record is from RefSeq and is a predicted model, not a curated record. Bases 135 to 557 code for a protein of 140 amino acids. Gene Ontology annotation, biological process: endocytic recycling; protein transport to vacuole involved in ubiquitin-dependent protein catabolic process via the multivesicular body sorting pathway; early endosome to late endosome transport.
UGGCUGUAAAUGGGAGCAUGACAGUCGUUUAGAGCUGUAACAUUUAAAAUAAUAUUUCGGCAGCCAUCCUUCCAGGUGCGUGAUCGCUAUAAUUCUAUUCUAGUUUAGUCGGCUCAGCGAAAUCGGCGGCUGCGAUGGAAGCCGUACCGCGAAUGCCGAUGAUCUGGCUGGAUCUGAAGGAGGCAGGGGAGUUUCAGUUCAGCCCGACUGUCAAACAGUUCAUACUGAAGAACUACGGUGAAGAUCCUGACAAUUAUAAUGAGCAGUUGAAGAAACUGGAGCAAUUGAGACAGAGUGCAGUGAAUGUCACACGAGACUUUGAAGGCUGCAGCACCUUAAGGAAGUACUUCGGGCAACUGCACUAUCUUCAGAGUCGUGUGCCUUUGGGAUUGGAGCAGGAAGCUGCUGUUCCUAUCUCCUGGACAGAGAUAUUUUCUGGGAAGACAGUGACCCAUGAGGACAUCUGCUAUGAGCAGGCCUGCAUCCUUUAUAAUUUGGGAGCACUCCAUUCAAUGUUGGGAGCCAUGGACAACAGGGUGUCCGAAGAGGUAAGAUGAAUUAGAGAAG